AUGGUUCUUUCACCUAUCGAAGUUUUACUAGCUACAUUGUUGGCUCUCGCUACUAUUAGCAGUGAUGUUAUCGCCGCUAAUAGUACUUCCGCAGUGAACGUUACGUGUAGUCCAGCGCCGCCAAACGUGAAUAUAUCCCGUUGUUGUGAAACACCAAUUCCUUUCGCUGUAGAAGUUCUAUUAAAAUGCCAGGACGUCCAGGCACAAUGGAUAGCGUUAGGGAAUGGAACCAAAACAGAGAUGCAAUGCGGGUCCGAGUGUAUCAUAAACGAGAUGAAAGAUAUGUCGAAAUUUUUCACCAAUCUGGCCCAAAGUCCAUCCCCGAAGUGGUUGGAAUGGCUCACACAGUUGCUUGCAUCUAACAGCGUCUGCAUGCUCAAGAUAAACAAUUUUAAGGAAGUUCUGCGAGCAGCUGUGGGAAAUAGUCCAAAUAUCUGCGACGUAGAUUUGGUGGCAAUAGCUGAUUGCAUAAGCAGAAAUAUGUUCCUGACGUGCAGCAGCCGGAGUGACAGCAGGGAAUGUGCAUCGGUUGUAACUUUUCUGAGCGGUCCAUGCAUGUUUAGUGAUUUGAAUCAAGAUCAGCUUUAGAACUAG
This is a messenger RNA of Wyeomyia smithii (pitcher-plant mosquito), 594 nucleotides long. RefSeq lists its product as uncharacterized. Bases 1 to 588 code for a protein of 195 amino acids. The record is from RefSeq and is a predicted model, not a curated record. The transcript has 3 exons. Lineage: Eukaryota; Metazoa; Arthropoda; Insecta; Diptera; Culicidae.